AUGAGUGAAGACCAAGACCCCCUUUUGGCUGGCUUGCAAGGCGAAGAAGGCCAGGAUCAGCCACAAGGAAGCAAUGGCGAUUCCAGCAAUGCUCAGGAAGAGCAGCAGGCUCCUCAGCCAACUCCAGCAGAACAGGAGAGACAAAAGGCACUUUCUAACUUCAAAGAAAAGUUGAUUGAACACAGAAAAUGGGAUGCCCGUCUUAAAGAGAUGAGAUUGAGUAUGCGAGAUAUGGAAAAGACGUAUGACAAGACAGAGAAUGACAUCAAGGCGUUACAAUCUGUGGGUCAAAUUGUCGGUGAGGUGUUGAAGCAGUUGACAGACGAAACUUUCAUUGUGAAGGCUUCAAGUGGUCCUCGCUAUAUUGUGGGUUGCCGUAAUACCAUCAAAAAGGAGAACUUGAAGAAUGGUGUCCGUGUUUCGUUAGAUAUGACGACGUUAACCAUUAUGCGUAUUUUGCCCAGAGAAGUCGAUCCAUUGGUUUACAACAUGACCACAUUCGAGCCUGGUGAGAUUUCCUUCAACGGUAUUGGUGGUCUUACAGAACAGAUUCGUGAAUUGCGUGAAGUCAUUGAGUUGCCAUUGAAGAAUCCAGAACUAUUCACUCGUGUGGGUAUCAAACCUCCCAAAGGUGUCCUCUUGUAUGGCCCUCCCGGUACCGGUAAGACAUUAUUGGCCAAGGCUGUCGCCGCUACCAUUGGUGCCAACUUCAUUUUCUCCCCAGCAUCUGCCAUUGUCGACAAGUACAUUGGUGAGUCCGCAAGAUUGAUCAGAGAAAUGUUCUCUUAUGCCAAAGAGCACGAACCCUGCAUUAUAUUUAUGGAUGAGAUCGAUGCUAUUGGUGGAAGAAGAUUCAGUGAGGGUACGUCUGCUGAUCGUGAAAUCCAAAGAACAUUAAUGGAAUUGUUGAACCAAAUGGACGGUUUCGAUACAUUGGGACAGACAAAGGUCAUCAUGGCCACAAACAGACCUGAUACUUUGGAUCCCGCCUUGUUGAGAGCUGGUAGAUUGGAUAGAAAGAUUGAAAUUGGCUUGCCAAAUGAGGCUGGUAGAUUGGAAAUUUUCAAGAUUCACACCUCCAAGGUUGCUAAGCAAGGUGAGUUCGAUUUCGAGGCUGCUGUCAAGAUGACUGAUGGCUUUAACGGUGCUGAUAUCCGUAACGUUGUCACAGAAGCUGGUUUCUUCGCAAUCAGAGACGAGAGGGACUACAUCAUUCAAAACGAUUUGAUGAAGGCCGUCAGAAAGGUCGCCGAUGUGAAGAAGCUAGAAGGUAACUUGGAUUACGAGAAGUUAUAA
Candidozyma haemuli is the source of this 1296-nucleotide messenger RNA. RefSeq names its product proteasome regulatory particle base subunit (gene RPT4). Gene Ontology annotation, biological process: positive regulation of RNA polymerase II transcription preinitiation complex assembly. The transcript has a single exon. The record is from RefSeq and is a predicted model, not a curated record. Lineage: Eukaryota; Fungi; Ascomycota; Pichiomycetes; Serinales; Metschnikowiaceae. Gene Ontology annotation, molecular function: ATP hydrolysis activity; ATP binding; proteasome-activating activity. Gene Ontology annotation, cellular component: proteasome regulatory particle, base subcomplex; cytosolic proteasome complex. The coding region runs from base 1 to 1296 and encodes 431 amino acids.